GCGGGCCGAGGGCGGGGGCCGCGAGGAAGGCAGGGCGGGCUGGGCGAACGGCGCCGCGGGGUUGGCUGCUGCCCUAAGGCCGGACUCAACGGAUUCGGGCCGCGCCACCGGGCGAGCUCGCCGCCCGGCCCAUCCCGGAGCCAGCGAGCGAGCGAGGCGACGCCGCGCGUAAUCUCUACACCCAACAUGGGGCUUGAACUCACGAUCCUGAGACCAAGAGUUGAAUGCUCUAUCAACCUGAGCCAGCCAGGCGCCCCGUGGCUUGACUUUUAAGUAGUUUUUUCUCUACUGUAUCUGUCAGAUUUGUUUGUAAAUGCAUCACGAAGAGGCAACCCAGAAUGAAGAAAGCAAGCAGGAGUGUUGGCUCAGUGCCUAAAGUGUCUGGGAUAAGCAAAACGCAAACAGUAGAAAAAACUAAACCUGAAAACAGUUCUUCAGCAUCUACAGGAGGCAAACUCGUAAAACCUGGAACAACAGCAUCAUUGUCAAAGACCAAGAGCAGUGAUGACCUCUUAGCUGGAAUGGCUGGAGGGGUGACUGUGACUAAUGGUGUUAAAGGAAAGAAAAGCACCUGCCCUUCCACAGUGUCUUCAGCAUCAGCCCCUGCCAUGACUACUGUGGAGAACAAAUCCAAGAUCAGCACAGGUACAAGUUCUUCAACCAAGCGGAGUACUUCCAUAGGUAAUAAAGAAUCUGGUUCUACUAGAGAAAGAUUACGUGAGCGUACCCGACUAAACCAGAGCAAAAAACUACCUUCUGCGGGUCAGGGAGCUAAUGACGUGGCAUUGGCCAAGCGUUCGCGCAGUCGCACAGCUACGGAAUGUGACGUUCGCAUGAGCAAGUCUAAGUCAGACAACCAAAUCAGUGACAAAGCUGCUUUGGAAGCCAAAGUGAAAGAUCUUCUCACACUGGCAAAAACCAAAGACGUGGAAAUCUUACAUUUGAGAAAUGAACUCCGAGACAUGCGUGCUCAGCUGGGCAUUAAUGAGGAUCAUUCCGAGGGUGAUGAAAAAUCUGAGGAGAAGGAAGCCAUCAUUGCUCACCAGCCAACUGACGUGGAGUCCACUUUAUUGCAGUUGCAGGAACAGAAUACUGCCAUCCGGGAAGAACUCAACCAGCUCAAAAACGAAAAUAGAAUGUUAAAGGACAGGUUGAAUGCGCUGGGCUUUUCCCUAGAGCAGAGGUUAGACAAUUCCGAAAAACUGUUUGGUUAUCAGUCCCUGAGCCCAGAAAUCACCCCUGGCAAUCAGAGCGAUGGAGGAGGGACCCUGACCUCUUCGGUGGAAGGCUCUGCCCCUGGUUCUGUGGAGGAUCUCUUGAGCCAGGAUGAAAACACCCUCAUGGACCAUCAGCAUAGUAACUCUAUGGACAACCUAGACAGCGAGUGCAGUGAGGUGUACCAGCCCCUCACGUCAAGUGAUGAUGCCCUGGAUGCACCAUCGUCCUCAGAGUCCGAAGGCCUUCCAAGCAUAGAGCGCUCCCGGAAAGGGAGCAGUGGUAACGCAAGUGAAGUGUCCGUCGCGUGCUUGACAGAACGGAUACAUCAGAUGGAAGAGAACCAACACAGCACAAGUGAGGAACUUCAGGCAACUCUGCAAGAGCUAGCUGAUUUACAACAGAUAACCCAGGAACUGAACAGUGAAAAUGAAAGGCUGGGGGAAGAGAAGGUUAUUCUCAUGGAGUCUUUAUGUCAGCAGAGUGAUAAGUUGGAACACUUUAGUCGACAGAUUGAAUAUUUCCGCUCCCUUCUCGAUGAGCAUCACAUUUCUUAUGUCAUAGACGAAGAUGUGAAAAGUGGACGCUAUAUGGAAUUGGAGCAACGUUAUAUGGAUCUAGCAGAGAAUGCCCGUUUUGAACGAGAGCAGCUUCUUGGUGUCCAGCAGCAUUUAAGCAAUACUUUGAAGAUGGCAGAACAAGACAACAAGGAAGCUCAAGAAAUGAUAGGGGCGCUCAAGGAACGUAAUCACCAUAUGGAGCGGAUUAUUGAGUCUGAGCAGAAGGGUAAAGCAGCCUUGGCAGCCACAUUAGAGGAGUACAAAGCCACAGUGGCCAGUGAUCAGAUAGAGAUGAACCGCCUGAAGGCUCAGCUAGAGAAUGAAAAGCAGAAAGUGGCAGAGCUGUAUUCCAUCCAUAACUCUGGAGACAAAUCUGAUAUUCAGGAUCUCCUGGAGAGUGUCAGGCUGGACAAAGAAAAAGCAGAGACUCUGGCUAGUAGCCUGCAGGAAGACCUAGCUCACACCCGAAAUGAUGCCAAUCGAUUGCAGGACACCAUUGCAAAGGUAGAAGAUGAAUAUCGAGCCUUCCAAGAAGAAGCUAAGAAACAAAUAGAAGAAUUGAAUAUGACAUUAGAGAAACUAAGAUCAGACCUAGAAGAAAAAGAGACAGAGAGGAGCGACAUGAAAGAAACCAUCUUUGAACUUGAAGAUGAAGUAGAACAACACCGAGCCGUGAAACUCCAUGACAACCUCAUUAUUUCUGAUUUAGAGAAUACAGUUAAAAAGCUCCAGGACCAGAAACAUGACAUGGAAAGAGAAAUCAAGACACUCCAUAGGAGACUUCGGGAAGAAUCUGCGGAAUGGCGGCAAUUUCAAGCUGAUCUCCAGACUGCUGUGGUCAUUGCAAAUGACAUUAAAUCUGAGGCCCAAGAGGAGAUUGGCGAUCUGAAGCGCCGGUUACAUGAGGCUCAAGAAAAAAAUGAGAAACUCACAAAAGAACUGGAGGAGAUAAAGUCACGCAAGCAAGAGGAGGAGCGAGGCCGGGUGUACAACUAUAUGAAUGCUGUUGAGAGAGACUUGGCAGCCUUAAGGCAAGGGAUGGGACUGAGUAGAAGGUCUUCAACUUCCUCUGAGCCAACCCCUACGGUGAAAACCCUCAUCAAGUCCUUCGACAGUGCAUCACAAGUACCAAACCCCACUGCAGCCACAAUUCCUCGGACGCCUUUGAGUCCGAGUCCGAUGAAAACCCCUCCUGCUGCAGCUGUCUCACCUAUGCAGAGACAUUCCAUAAGUGGACCAAUCUCUACAUCCAAGCCCCUGACGGCACUGACAGAUAAGAGACCAAACUAUGGGGAGAUCCCUGUUCAAGAGCAUCUAUUAAGAACAUCUUCAACCAGCCGACCCGCUUCUCUGCCAAGAGUACCUGCCAUGGAAAGUGCCAAGACCAUCUCAGUGUCUCGACGAAGUAGUGAAGAGAUGAAACGAGAGAUCUCUGCACCUGAGGGAGCGUCACCGGCCUCUCUUAUGGCUAUGGGAACCACGUCUCCACAGCUUUCUCUGUCCUCCUCUCCCACGGCAUCCGUCACCCCCACCACUAGAAGUCGGAUAAGGGAAGAAAGGAAGGACCCUCUGUCAGCAUUGGCAAGAGAAUAUGGAGGUUCAAAGAGGAAUGCCUUGCUGAAGUGGUGUCAGAAGAAGACAGAAGGUUAUCAGAAUAUUGACAUUACCAACUUCAGCAGCAGCUGGAAUGACGGGCUGGCCUUCUGCGCUCUCCUGCAUACGUACCUUCCGGCCCACAUUCCGUAUCAAGAGCUGAACAGCCAAGAUAAGCGAAGGAACUUCACACUGGCCUUCCAGGCAGCUGAGAGCGUCGGCAUCAAAUCCACACUGGACAUUAAUGAAAUGGUGCGGACUGAGCGGCCCGAUUGGCAGAGCGUGAUGCUCUAUGUGACAGCAAUCUACAAGUACUUCGAAACCUGAGCACCUCUGAAGGACUCUCCCCGUUACCAAGUGACACCAAUGCCAUUAGCUACGCACCCCGUAAAGCUUUCAGUGACUCUCUGAGCUGCCCCGCAGCGUGUGAGCCUUCAGCCGGGGCCUCUGAGUCAGGAGAACUCAGGCCUCUAUGGCCCCCGGCUCGCAGCCGGCUCCGCACACAUGACCUGUCCGGCCCAAGGUUGGCCUGGGCUCCACGCAUGUCACACGCUGUUUGCUGCCAGUUUUUUUCUGAAGAGAAUAUUGAACUGCAUUAGUGCUGUGGAGUGUGCAAACCAGCUCCUGCACAGCUAAACCUGGGAAAGUGGGUGAAACUCAGUGGGCAGCUCACGGGGGUUAGUGAAAGCUUUCACCACAGCUCUUCUCGACUGCUCGCCAGUGCGGCUUCUGUCACCCAUGAGAACCAGGCAGGGGACUCGGCGCCCGGCAGAGGUGCCUGGGGAGCAGGCUGCAGCCCUGGACGUGGAGGGCCAUGAAGUACAUCACCAUGGCCACAGGGCAGCCACCGCUUCCAUGUGGCGGGGCUGGUGUGGCCUUCGUGGUGUAGGUGUCUGCAGCUUGAGCUAACAGUGAAUUGUGACUCGAGUUCCCAGCUGGUGGUGCCCAUCACUGCUGAAGGGCUGGUUUUGCGGCUGGGCGGCCUUCAAGUGGAGGUGGCCCCUGUCCUCGGCGCUGCCAACCUGUCCUUCAGCUUGGAAGGGGCUUGGAAACCCAGGUCUGACUUUAGGUUUCUGGACAAAAGAAUUGGUUAAAAGGAGUUCUAGUUUAAAAUUUUUUUUUUUCUUAUGAGCAAUAUUGGGGGAAAAUAGCUCCUGAUCUCUUAGUACCAAAGUUAAGUUGUUUUAGUAAAGAUAGAGAUAAAACAUGAAAUCUGGACAUUAGCAUGGUGAAAGCCAGAAAUGAAGUCAGAAGUAGCAGGAGAAAAAGCCAAACACUUGGAGAGAGCCCUGCAGGGUAAUUUAAAGUCACUGAGUCACUCAGAUAAAAUCCUCCUGGGCAAGAAUUUAAGGAAGUGCCUUAAGUCUCCUUGCACGGGUACACCAGAUAGAGGGUCUUGGAGGCCACCAUGACCACAGCCACAGCAGAUAGCAUCAGGGCUGGUGGCCUGCAGCCCCGUGAUGGAGUUGGUCCCUUGCCAUGCCACCCUCCAGGUUCCAAGUGACAGGCAGCCGCACCUGCACCCCUUCUGUAUGAGGGUUUCUGUUGAGGUGACUCUCAGGCUGGGACUCAGCCCUUCUUGGGAACAGGGAUCCCACAUCUCAUGUGCACCUAACACAGUAGCUGUUGGUUUGAACAGCAUCGAGACUGGUUGCUUCUAGAAUACAACUGUGUUUGGCACCUACAAAGUAGCACAAGGAAGAGUUGCCACUGGUGGAAGCACCAUCGCUGCCCCAGCCAUAGGAUGUGAAGAAGGCUGCCUAGCCAGCAUGUGGGCCUGAGGGUUCUGUGUUCGAGCAUCAUGUUCUAGACUAGGAGUUUGAGGUGUCUAUAGCCUAGGAAGGAAUGUGGUUAUUGUGAAAUGGGCUGUGUGUGUGUGUGUGUGUGUGUGUGUGUGUGUAUGUAUGGCCUGCUGGCCCACAGUCACCAGCUGGCUGGUAAGUGCCCAUCAACCCUGCCCAGAUGUCCCAACCUGGCAGCUCUGGCUGCUGUCCUGACUUUUGUGAAAUGCCUAUUUUCAGCUAAGGAAGGAGAGGCUCAGUGAGCAGAACCCAGCCCCAGAGAGUACCAGAAGACCCUGGCGGAUACCUGUCCCCAUCCUACUUGAUCAGGUUCCGUUCUGGCUUCUGUUGCUCUGUUGACAGUUGCUCUCUGCUGUCAGAUGAGGGACUGUUAGGUAAGAAUUAUUGUUUUUUAAAUGUCUCUCCACUCAGUCUUCCCAAGUCCCACUUUUGCUCUCAUUUGCCUUCGUGGAAGCCUGUGCUCCUGUCUGGACCCAGUGUGUCUGACAUGGUUUUGUUUAUUUAUUAUUGUUGGGGGGUGCUUUUUUGUCCUAUGAAGGAGAAGACUUUCCUGGGUCUGCAGUUCACACAUCUGUUCCUUCCUAGCCAAGUGACCCAGCCCUGGCAGCUCAUGCUGGGGGACCUGGGGCUGUGCCCCCAAGGCCGCCAUUGGGGUCGGUGACAGGGAGAGGGUGGCUGCAGGAAGUGCCAGGACCGGGCCCAGCCUGUUUAAGGGCCCAUCUCUGCCUCCCUGACAAGAGGCUGUGCCAGGGUACCCAUCCAAGCCAGUUAUAUUUGCGUGUGGCUCUGCAGACGAGAAAAUUCUAGAAGCAUGACUUUUAUUUUUCUAAUAGGAUCCUUUUAACACUGUUGGCUUUAUGGGAUAAUUCUAAAUGGUCAUAAAUACCUAAAAGUGCUACUCUGAGGUGCUUUUAGUCCAGUGGCACUUGACAUGAAGCCCCCAGGAAGUCAUUUUGUCUCUUUUCCCUUUAAGCACAAGCUUUACUGCAAAAGGGCCAGUUCCAUUUCUGUAUCUCUCAACCACAGGCUUCUGCUGACUGACAGUACUUUUUUAUUUUGUUCUAUUAAAUAUUCUUGAAUGUAUUAAAAUUACUGAAACACA
Messenger RNA from Lutra lutra (Eurasian river otter), 6272 nucleotides. RefSeq names its product sperm antigen with calponin homology and coiled-coil domains 1 like (gene SPECC1L). Bases 339 to 3695 code for a protein of 1118 amino acids. NCBI's taxonomy places the organism in Eukaryota, Metazoa, Chordata, Mammalia, Carnivora, Mustelidae. Gene Ontology annotation, biological process: actin cytoskeleton organization. Gene Ontology annotation, cellular component: microtubule organizing center; filamentous actin. The transcript has 17 exons. The record is from RefSeq and is a predicted model, not a curated record. Gene Ontology annotation, molecular function: protein binding.